GUGUGUGUGCAAGUGUUGUGGGUUGUAGAAGUUAUCAAGUGGGAUUUGCGGCGUGCUCUCUGCAGGAAACGAACGCGGCUCCAGUUCAAAGUCACACGCACCAACGUGACAUAUAAGCCAUUAAAAUAUCAUCCUGGCGGUUCCUUUCUGCUUCAUCAUAUAUUCCCCAACUGCUCCUACAAAGCAGGGAAAAGAAGAAAUGAAGGAUGACCGCCUCGAUGGAGUCGCUAAAGAGGUCUUUUGGUUUCGUUUGAUCCAUCCACUGCCCACCCCAGACCCCCAACCUCUCCUCUUCUCCCUCCCCCCUUUCCUCGUCUUCUUUUUUUCCGGUCGGUUCUUCUGUCAUGCUAGGCAGAAAUGAGGGGACCUCUGCUGCAACAGGUGGCCUGGGGAACCGGGUCAGGAAAUAAGGCACAAGUUUGCCCCUUGUAAUGAGGAAAAGAAAACGGCUUUACAGAGCCCCCUCGGAACAGUCAAGUAGCUACCCCGGACACCAUGCUCCCCACCACCACCACCACCACCACCACCACCACCACUCAGAAGCCGGGACUCACUCGCUUUUCACUGGACUCCACCAUGAGCAACCUCCCCAUGCAACUCCAGGUGGCCAUCUAAACGGACAGAUAAGACUGGGGCUACCUGGAGAAAUGUACGCCAGGUCUGAGCCUUUCACUCCAGUGCCAGCCUCCAGGACAGACCCUUUCGCCGCUUCUUCUUUCCACGGCUACGGUGGCAUGAACCUGAACGUCAAUUUGGCCCCCCAUCACGGCCCGGGGGCUUUCUUCCGUUACAUGAGGCAACCCAUCAAGCAAGAGCUGAUCUGCAAGUGGAUCGAACUGGAUCAGACGCCCAAAAAAUUAUGCUCGAAAACUUUUACCACCAUGCACGAACUGGUGACUCACGUCACGGUGGAACACGUCGGCGGGCCCGAGCAGUCCAGCCACAUCUGCUUCUGGGAAGAGUGUCUCCGCGAAGGGAAGCCUUUCAAGGCCAAAUACAAACUGGUCAACCACAUCCGAGUCCACACCGGCGAGAAGCCUUUUCCUUGCCCUUUCCCGGGAUGUGGGAAAGUCUUCGCGCGCUCCGAGAAUCUCAAGAUCCAUAAAAGGACGCACACAGGCGAAAAGCCCUUCAAAUGCGAGUUCGAAGGCUGUGAGAGGCGCUUCGCCAACAGCAGCGACCGGAAGAAGCAUUCCCACGUGCACACCAGCGAUAAGCCCUACAACUGCAAAGUGCGAGGCUGCGACAAAUCCUACACGCACCCCAGCUCCCUGCGGAAGCACAUGAAGGUCCACUGCAAGUCCCCUCCGCCCAGCUCGGGUUACGAGUCGUCCACCCCUUCGCUAGUGUCGCCCUCGUCGGACUGCGGCCGCGACCCCCCGCAGCCUCCGCCCCCGCCGCCUCCCCAGCCGCCCGCCGCUGCUGCCGCCGCCUCCUCCACGCAGGCCGCGGCCAACCUGAGCGAAUGGUACGUGUGUCAGAGCUCAGGGGCCAGCGGCAUCCCGACGCCCCCCAGUAACUCUCCGUCGCCUCGCCCGGGAGAGGCCGCCUACACGAACUGCGGGGAGGCCCGGCCCAAUUACUAGAGGC
Heteronotia binoei (common prickly gecko) is the source of this 1590-nucleotide messenger RNA. RefSeq names its product Zic family member 4 (gene ZIC4). Gene Ontology annotation, cellular component: nucleus. Gene Ontology annotation, biological process: central nervous system development; regulation of transcription by RNA polymerase II. Gene Ontology annotation, molecular function: RNA polymerase II cis-regulatory region sequence-specific DNA binding; DNA-binding transcription factor activity, RNA polymerase II-specific. NCBI's taxonomy places the organism in Eukaryota, Metazoa, Chordata, Lepidosauria, Squamata, Gekkonidae. The transcript is spliced from 4 exons. The record is from RefSeq and is a predicted model, not a curated record. Bases 432 to 1586 code for a protein of 384 amino acids.